AUGGGUACCAUCCCAUAUCUAUCACCACCAGAUUUCACAUCUUCUCGCUUCUUGGUCAUCUAUUGCGUUAUUAGUACACUCUUCUGCUUUCGCCUCAUUCAUUUGGCCAAAGUCAACGCUGUUGCACCAGUUGACUGCCCGCAUCCUCUCGCUUCAUUAGCACUGAAUGCCUCGGAGCAUUCCCCCCUUUUCCCCAGGAAAAUAUGGCAGACGUCGAGAACCGGUCCUUCAGGAUUAGAUGAGAAGGACCGCAAGGCCAUUCAGUCAUGGGUGAAGAUCAAUCAGAAGCACCGAUACGAAAUCCUUACACAGUACAGCGCCGAAAGCUACGUCAAGGACCGCUUCUCGCACAGGCCUGACAUCCAAGAGACUUUUGUUGAUCUCCAGGAUCCCAUCUUACGCGCCGAUUUCAUUCGGUAUCUGGUGCUUCUGGGAGACGGCGGGGUAUAUAGUGACAUUGAUACUACGUCGCUGAUACCGAUAGAGGACUGGGUGCCUUCAGCUUACGUCAAUAAGGUAAAUCUAGUUGUUGGCGUUGAAUACGAUAAGCUCGAUGGAGGGCGAUGGGGAGACUGGACCCUUGACCUACAAUUCUGUACUUGGGCAAUCUUGGCAAAGCCUGGGCACUUGUUGAUGGAGAUGGCUGUGGACCGGGUAGUCGCUGGUCUGAAGGCGCUAGCACGACAGCAGGAGACGACAAUUUCUGGCAUCCGCCCAUCAUUUAUGGAGGUCUUGAAUACAACCGGACCCGCACUAUUUACUGAAGCCGUUAUCGAGGGUCUGGCCCAUACCACUGGGACAAAUUUCACAUGGCAUAAUAUCACUGGUAUCACGGAAUCGAAGCUUGUUGGUGACGUGCUUAUACUGCCCAUCAAUGCUUUCGGAUCAGGUCAAGCGCACUCGAAGAGCGGCAGCCCAGACGAAAAUACCGCGCUGGUGCAGCAUCUUUUCAAGGGCUCCUGGAAAGUCGACCACCCGUUCGGCGAGAAGGCCGAGAAGGCUCGAGAGCAGUCUGAUGCACAACAGGGUGAAGCGGAAUCGUCUGAGAAGUCAAGUGAGCAUGGGGAGGAUUCGAAUUCGGAAGAGAAGCAAGAAAAGAAGUACGAGAACAAGCAAGAUGCAAACUAG
Molecule: messenger RNA, 1128 nt
Organism: Letharia lupina
Lineage: Eukaryota; Fungi; Ascomycota; Lecanoromycetes; Lecanorales; Parmeliaceae
Exons: 2
Coding region: 1-1128 (375 amino acids)
Biological process (GO): protein N-linked glycosylation
Cellular component (GO): mannan polymerase complex
Molecular function (GO): alpha-1,6-mannosyltransferase activity
Source: RefSeq, a predicted model, not a curated record